UUCCUCCCUGCAGUAAGAAGCAGCUCUCUGCAUAGAGGGGCUUCUGUGGGCCUGUGCACCCUUCCCUAGCGUGGUCCCUUGGCUGGAUGAGGAGAGGGAGCACAUCUGUGGGAUUUCAAAGGAAUGAAGGAAAAGGGGAGCUGAGGGUCCCAAGAGAAGGGAACAGGUCCCCAGGGUUGGCGUGUCUGUGAAGGUGAUUGGGAGCGAGGCUUGGGGAUGAGGAAGGGCAUGAUGUAUGGAAAGAAGGCAGUGCUGUGGGGAUAAUAGGGAAGGAAGGAUGGGAAUGGAGUGAGAAGUCAUCCAUGGAUUGAGAGGAUUACCAUACAAGAGGAACCUGCCCCGCUCCAAGGAAUGAUAGGGGAGUGGGUGGAAAUGGGGCCUGGACAGCUCUUUAAUCCUAAUGAUUUUGCCUGUCCAUCCAGCUUGCAUAUUUUUGGCCACAGAAGGAAGGGGGUGGGGUGCAGAGGCAGCUAAAAAUAGGGAUGUCCCUGCCCAUUCCCCCAAGGCGGGCAUCCGUCUGUCUGUCUGCUGCCUGCGGGGCUGCUGCGGGAUCUGGAGGAGGGGAGCAGGCCCGGCCUCCUCCCCAAAGAGUCUGGCUCCGCUUUUGUUUGUCUCUGGGCCCUACGGGGACAGGAAGAGGCUGCGGGGCCGGGAAACAAUGGCUCAUUCUCUUGGCGUCAGCGCCUGGCCAGCAGUGAUAGGGGACGUGGGCUCCCGGCCAGGAGGAGGCAUGGCCUCGGCCGCCCCAAGGAGACAGUUGGGGACAACGCCAGGAGAGCUGUCUGGAUGUGGGCUGUCUUCCCCAGCCCGUCCCUCUGUCCUGCUGCACCCCAUGCCCUAUAUCAGGAGUGGCCUCAUGUAGGCAUGCCCUAUGGAGGAGGUGAUGGAGGUGAUGGCAGCCACUCAGCGAGAGGUGGGAGGUGGCACUGGGGCAACACUUCCUUUGUCCUUGGCUCUAUGAAACCUGCAGGGAUGGUGCAGGACAAAUUUGGCACCCCAGCAUGUUGGUGACCAAGGGAUGUGGAUGAGUGUGUGUUGCAGGUUGGGCAACCAACCCUUCCAUACCAGACCAUCCUUGUCUUCCUUGUCAGUGUUCGAUCCGACCGCCCUGUGCUGGAGCUGCCUCUCCCUGGCCAAUGCUUUUCCAUAUGUGGGGUAAGAGGAAGUAGGGUGAGCACCUGAGGUGGGGCAGAAGUUAGGAGAUGUUCUACAGGGGUUGAGCAAGAAGGGGCAAGAAGCACGUCCCUAUCUCCAUACCCCUUCCCAAGGUCUCGGAUGCUUGAGGCUGAACUCUUGCCAGGGCUCCUCUUGUUUACUCAGAUGGGAGCUGACACAUCCAAGGUCUCUGCUGACUCCACUUUCCCACAUGCUGCUGCCGGGCGCAUUCCAGGGCAGAGUGGAGAUCAGCACUGAGGCAUGCGAGAGAAGACUCGAGCUGGGGAUGCCAUUCCAUGCCUCUGGCCAGGCAGUAAGGAACAGGCACCACGCAUUGCCUCUGCUGGGGCUGGCAUGGAGCCUGGUGGGAAAGCAUGGAUGGGGAUCUGGGGAUGGGGAAUCUGCCUCUUGUCCAGAAAAGCUGGCUUAUUGCUGCCAUCCAGAAAGCUGCAUCUGCCGAGGGUUAACUGCUCUGGGCUCUGCUUUGCUCUGCUCAUGUGUGCACGCCCUCCCAGCCUGGCGUGGAUGCCUUUGGUUUUAGGAGGGAAGACCGCAGAGCUUUCAGAAAUAAGUGCCAGGAGAUAAAGAAGGGUUUCGAGGGCUGGAGCUGGAGAGCUAUGCUCACCCUAUCAUUUCAGCCACGCUCUCCUCUGAUGGGUCUCAGGGAUGCUCCGACCUCUCUCAGAGCAUCUGGCAUCUCUGCAUCCCUCAGGCUGCUGGAGGAGGACCACCACAACCUCUACUUCCCUGGGCUAGCCUGCAGCAGCCCCUUUAUGCCCAGCCCCAGCAUCUGGAAGAAGGGGCCUUGCCUCCCUUCUCAGCUGCUGCAGGAAAUGCAGAGCGUGGAGGUCAGGGGCCGGUGGCAGCUCCUCCCGUGGGGGCCAGCCACCCAGCGCGGGGUCUUGCAUCAUGCUGGAGUGGAGGAGGGGUAGAGCCAGGCUUUUCCUGUUUAUGUGACUCACCGACCCUCGAGAAAGGGAAAGGGCUUGGAAAGUGCCUUGCUCUUGGGCAGGCUCCAGCGAGCGCUGGGGAUUGCAUCCCUGCAGGAAGUCUUGGCUAACCCUAACCCUACCCCAGGGUGUGUAGGCAUCCAGCUCCUGCACCACAGAGGCUGGGGUUGCUGAGUUUGGGUCAAGGGGGGCAAGCUGGGGCUGGCUCCCUAGGAAGUGAGGCACGGCUCUUACUGGAUCCCAUAUAUAUGUGUUGGCCUUGGGAAUGCCGGGUGUGGAGGAAUGCGGUAGGGAAGUGUUCAUAUAACACAGCAUUUAACCAGGAUGGCUCCAGCACUUAGCAUACUGAAGGGCUGCAGAACCUCUUGUGUCACCUAGGCCACAUCCUGCAGGUUGUCUAUGGAGGCCCCAGUGGGCAAUCAGGGAUUCCUGGGGCUGGAAACCACCGAGCUGGGGUUUGUUACCCAAACCAUGAACCACAAGGCCAGGUGCACAGAAGAGAAGUUGCUGGUGAACCACAUCCUUCCGGAGAUCAACUUUAGUCCGGAGCAGCAGCUGGAAGAGACAGACGGUCCACGGGCAAAGCAAAACCCUUCCCCGGCUCCCCCAGGUGAGCAGCGGUCGAGGGGAGGCUGCCCCCGCCCCGCCGCCCUGGAGAAUGCCUCUCUCCAAGCCUGCAGCCUCUCGGAGCAGGAAGAGGAAGAAGAUGCCCUCUGGGAGAAGAUAGAGAGCGCACGGCACCAGCUGACCCGCUCCCUGAACCCUGCGAAGCUCACCCCGUACCUGCGCCAGUGCCGUGUGAUAGAUGAGCAGGAUGAGGAGGAGGUGCUGAAUUCAUGCCGAUUCCCUUGCAAAAGCAACCAGACAGGUUACCUGAUGGACAUCCUUCGGCGCCGCGGUAAGCGAGGCUACGAAGCCUUCCUGGAGUCCUUGGAGUUUUACUACCCAGAGCACUACACGCGACUAACAGGGAGGGAACCAGCUCAGCGCUGCUCCAUGAUCCUGGAUGAAGAAGGCCCUGAGGGGCUAAUGCAGUUCUUGCUGGUGGAGGUGAAGAAGAUGAGAGCUCAGAGGAAAGAGCACCUGCUGAAGGAACACCAGCUCCAGGCCAAGAACCAGACCCUGGAACAAGAGCAAGCCCGGCUGGAGCAGCGGCUGCAGGAGCUCCUGAAGGUGCAGGAGCGUUGCCAGCGACUGCGGGAGGAGUGGGACUCCAACAGUGUGGAGCUGCUGAGGCUGAAGGAUGAGAACUACAUGAUGGCCAUGCGCUAUGCACAGCUCUGUGAGGAAAAGAACAUGGCCGUCCUGCGGAGCCGUGACCUGCAACUGGUGGUGGACCAGCUGAAGUGCAAAGUCACCAGCCUGGAGGAGGAGUGCAGCCUGCUGAGGAAGCAAGCAUCUACCAUGCCCCAACGGGAGACAGAGGAGCGGGGCCACCCUGAUGCUGUGUCUGAACUGUGGGCUGAGAAUCAGCGGCUGACGGCAUCGCUGCAGGAGCUGCAGGGCAUGCUGCAGACUCCAGGAGAGGUCCCAGUGCCGGGUUCCGAGCAGAUCCUGCUGGACAUCCUGGAGCAUGACUGGAAGGAAGCCCAAGACGACCGACAGGACCUCUGCCAGAAACUCAACUCCCUGCAGAGUGAGCUGCAGUGGGCUGAGGAGCUUAGGGAUAAGUACCUACAGGAGGUGGAAGACCUGCAGCUGAAAUAUCGAACGCUGCAAAAGGACUGCGAUCUCUACAAGCACCGCAUGAACACGGUGCUACUGCAGCUGGAGGAGAUCGAGAAGGAACGGGACCAGGCUAUCCAGAGCAGAGAUGGGGUGCAGCUGCAAUACUCCCAGAGCCUAAUUGAGAAGGAUCAGUACCGCAAGCGUGUGCGGGCCCUGGAGGAGGAGAGGGACGAGCUCCUGAGCAAGCUGAGCCGGGUGGAAGGGCUGAACAGCACGCUGGAGGCACAGCUGCAGCGGUGCCGGGGCAACCGCAGCCUGGGCAAGAUGUGCAGCUCUUCCUACUCCCUCUGCUCCAACCUUAGCAGCACAUGGAGCCUGGUGGACAAGCCUUCUGACCUUACAAGCGGACUCACAGACCCGCUGGGUGUUUCUCCCAUCAUCUUCCCGGAGGACUCUGCCAUUCACAGCAUGGAGGGGACUCCUGACAGCGAGAAGGACAUCAACCGCCUCUCUACCUUCCCUUUCCCUCCUUGCAUUGGCUCCAUCCUUCGGCGGCAGCGUGAAGAUAGGUGCAUGCCCUACAAAAGCUUGUCCUGUGGCUCCUUUAGCAGCAUGGAAGACACAGCAGGCAACAGUUUUGUUAGCAUCCCACCUGGGGCCUUCUCCUCCUCUUCCAGCAGCAUCUACACCAGGGUGAAGUCAGAGACCUGCUUGUCCAUGCUUACCAGCCACCAGGAGAUCUCUAGGAGGUCACUGGUGGUGCAGCUCACGAGCAUGGGUCACCCCAGCAGCCUGUCACCCCGUGAGAAGAGGCUGGGAGCAGACAUCUCCAUCCUUGGAGGGAACAGGACGGGGAUUUAUGUCCAGUGGGUCAAGCCGGGCUCACAAGUCGAGAGCACAGGACUCAGGGAGGGGUGCCGGCUCAUCAAGCUGAGGGUCCCGUCACUGAAGGAAGAGGUGCUUUCCCUGGAGAACUGCACACGUGAGGUUGCCUACCUGAGCCUGCUGCAUUGGGAUGAGCCCUCCAGCCUUGUCUUCCAGCUGGACCUGCAAGGUAAGGCCCUGGCAGCUGGAUUUCCUUCCAGCCUGAGCUCUUUUCUUCCAUUUCCAGGCCUUUCACCCAGCCCUGGAGGGUACCAGCCUCUGCGGGAAGCCCUGGAAGAAGGGAAGAAGUUUUCUGGAGACUCCUUCUACAUCCGUACCAACCUGUCCCUCCUGGAGCCAUCAGACCCUUAUGCACUAUGUGUCAAAUGUCGGGAGAUCCUCCAUGUCACAGACACCAUGUACAAGGGGCGACUGGAGUGGUACUGCUCCCGCGUCGAUCCCUUGACCAUGCGGGACUUGGACAAGGGGACAGUGCCCAACUACAGCAGGGCGCACCAGCUUUUGAAGAUCCAGGAGAAGGUCCACAUACCUGGGCAGCAGAGGAGCCACAGAAAUAACCUAAAGAAACGGGCCUUGGACCAGCUGCGCUUGGUGAAAUCUAAACAACAGAAGAGCCCAGAACAGCCCUGCCAGCAGCUGUGGCUGGACCCCUGCUCAGACCCAGAGAGGAGCCUGAAGCCUUACAGCCUGGUGCACCCUGUGGUGGUCAAGACACCCCGUCCCGUGGUGCUGUCACCCAGCUGCAUCGCACCGCGGCUCAUCAGGAACCUGCUGGACUUGCCCACCUCUCGCCUGGACUUCCACGUGUGCCCAGCAGAGAAGCUGACAGAAGGGAACCCCAGUGCUGCCCAUGUGCAGGAGCCCCCUGUGUCUAGAAAUGCCCCUCAGGAGCGAAGGGAGAGCAGUCGAGUCUGCAUGAUCCGGGAGGCAAUGGAGAAGAAUAAACACUGCCUGCUGGAGCUGGGAGUUCAGAGUGUGAGGGAUCUAAUUAAACGUGAGAUAUACCCCAUUGUUAUCCACGUUGAGGUCACUGAGAAGAAUGUCAGGGGGCUCAGGAGCUUGCUGGGGCAGCCUGGCCAGCGGGAUGCGGAGGUGCUGAAGGCAUGCAGAGGUGCUGAGCGGGCUCUCCAUGCCCUGCCCUGCUCCUGGGCCCGCGUGGAGCCCCAUGCCUGGAGCCACGCAGAAGAACUGCCCAAGGUGGUACGGGGCUGCAUCUUCCAGGAGCAAAACCGCCCGCUGUGGGUUGAGGAUGGUGAUGACUGAACCAGGAGGUAAAGAGCCUUCCCCAGGAGCUGUCCUUCAGGUAGCACGUCCUCUCUCUCCAAGGGGAUGCUGGCAGCAAUAGGACCAGGUAGCAUUUAAGGUCCACUUGAGGCUAUGAAGAGUUGGAGAUGUAACGCAUGCUGACCCACCAGCCUGAGCUUUCCAUAUUUGAUUGGAGAGAAGUCUUCCACCUUCUCGCUGGACAUCUCACGGACUAUUCCCCAUCACCUUGAGCCUUUGGCUCUGGUACGUGGUGAGAUCGGGAACACGAGGAUAACAUGUGAGAUGAGGUUAAGCAAGAGCAUAUCUCACGCAUGCACAUGUUUAGUGCACUAAAACCCUUCUCUCAUCUCCUCUGUUGUCCCUCCUCUACCUCACCUCCUGCCCCAUGGAGCAGGAAACACAGUUUGUCUGCAAACACCCUGCUGCAGCCAGGCUGACACUAAGUUUGCAACCAACCCUCGUUUUAUGGGAGCUGUACUCUUUAUUGCUUGUAAAUUAUUAAUGGGCCCUUUUAUUGGCAACCCGUGUAUAAAGGAGAAUUAAAUACCAUUCAUAAUGGGAAUGGGA
This is a messenger RNA of Gallus gallus (chicken), 6491 nucleotides long. It is a transcript of the gene CARD10, whose product is annotated as caspase recruitment domain family member 10. Gene Ontology annotation, biological process: regulation of apoptotic process. Gene Ontology annotation, molecular function: protein binding. Lineage: Eukaryota; Metazoa; Chordata; Aves; Galliformes; Phasianidae. The transcript has 23 exons. The record is from RefSeq and is a predicted model, not a curated record. Bases 2505 to 5921 code for a protein of 1138 amino acids.